UUCUUGCCAUUCACAAAAAGCAGAACAACGUUAAUACAACAUACAUCAAAAAUUGCUCUUUCCGCAUAUAAAUAUAUACAAGUCAUAUAUAACACGUAUCGUCAUCGUCUGUCCUAAAGGAAAAGGGAAGGUAGGAAUGUGCUAAUAUUAAAAUGAAUGUGAAAUAUAAGAGAACGACACAACGAUGUUCGUAGUACGUCGAAGGAACGUGGAAAACCGCGAAAGGUGCGCGCGCAGGCUGGCAACAGGUAAACGUCAGGUUGCGAGAGUAAAGGUGGGGGUGAUUAGACGAAAACGAGAGAAAGGGAGAAAGAGAGAGACGGAUAGAUGGAGAGUGUGUGUAUGAGGUAGAGAGAGCGAGAGAGAGAAAGAGAGAGAGAGAGAGAGGAAGAGAGACAGAGAAAGAGAAAGAGAAGGAUAGGUAGACGGUGAGUGUGUAUGAGAGAAAAAGAGAGAGAAAGAGAAAAAUGGCGGUCGUCGACAAGGGGCAGGUGCGCUCUCCGGGGUGCGGAGAGAAACUCGAGGAGAGAGAGGUGUUGCGGUCGGACUGACUUUCCGAGGUGGGGAUCGAACCAGAGGACUUGUGCCAUUAGGUUUGCUCUUUACGAUCGACAGUCGAGCUCAGUAAGUCGAUAUCGAAGCAGGUGUUUCGAGUGUUCUCCCGCGGUUUCUUUUUCUCUCUCCUUUUUCUCUCUCUUUUUCUCUAUGUCUCUGUCUAUUGCUAUCUCUCUCUGUCCGUCUGUUUUUCUCUGUCUCUCUUCGUCGUUGUGUUCAUGGUGAAAAUCCGUCCGAUCGUGCCUCAACGUUUUUAUACAUUUAAUGAACCAUCGAUCGUUUCUUUUUUACAUUUUAUUGUGUACGAGUGUGUGUUCGUGUGAUCGUUCGUUCUCCGAUUAUCUCCGGAAAGGAUCUAUGAAUGCAAGAGAAAAAAGAAAGAUAUAUAUAUAUAUAUAUAUCUAUAUAGAUAUGUGUAUAUAUAUUUAACGAACGUUUAACCUUCACGUCCGAUGGACGGGUUUCCUAUUCGAGAUAUUCCGUUCGUGUACCGUUAAAGGACGAUCUCGAAGAUGACCGCGAGCGAAGAUAAUCGUUCGAGCGUGAAACGAGACCCAUGAUGUCGAGGUUCGACGUUAACAGGAUCGAUAGAGACAGAGAUAGAGAAAUUCGAAGAUUCGAGGAUCUUCGUAGAUAUUCUAAGAUUCUUAGCCGGCCACCGUGAUUUUUUGCGAGAUAUUUGUCUCCCAUGCGAGAGAAAGAAAGAGACAGAGAGAGAAAAGAAGAUAAAGAAAAAAGAAGAUAGAUAAAGAGAGACGGAGAGAGAGGGAGAGAGAGAGAGAGAGAGAGAGAGAGAGAGAAGAAAAAUAAAAAAUAAAAGAAGAAGAAUUAGAAGAAGAAUAGAAGAUGUCUUCUCUCGUUAAAACGAUAAUCUUCGUAUUCUGCGUCACGGGUUCGAUCGUGACGGGUUUGAAUUUACGUGGCAGCAAAUGCGGUCAGAAAUUUUGCACGAGUGUGGAAUAUUGCAGUCGAUUCGAUACGCAAUGCAAGCCUUGCUCCACGAUUUGCAAUCCUGACGAUCACAACCAUCAACCGGAGGACUGUUUAAAAGAUUGUCAAGAAUAUGUCUACGAUCAACGGUACGCCCUCCGUGAGGAGCUAAGCCAGUACGAGGAGCUCAGAGAAGUCGACAGGCUGCGUAUUCUCUUCAGCGUAACCUUGACGUUAACGUGUUUGGCGAUCAUGGUGAUCGUCUAUCUUCUUAUCAAGACUUUUGUACGUUGCAACAAGAUAGGAAACGCGAUACAUAAUGUCUUCUCGAAAAAGUGGGUCAAGAAGGCGACUAAUAAUAACAAGGUGCAAGACGAUAUAGAAACCGGUGCGAACAACGUUAACAAACACAAUGGUCUGAAAUUGAGUAUGCCAACGAUAAGUGCGACCAUAUCUUCCUCACAGGAGACUACAAACAGCAAUGGUACACCUAACACAACGAGUACGCCCCUUUCUAGGAGACAUCCUAGCGAGGAUACCACGCUGGAUUACGCUUACGACAAUCCGGCGAUGACACCGAGCCCAGAAGCUGCACAGCUUCGGACUAAACGCGAGAGUUCCUUUUGAAGAUCCAAAUGAUCGUUCAUCAACGAUAUUAAUUCUCGAUCGAUCCUUGAUUAAACUAAACGAAGAAAAAGAAAGGAAAAGAAAAGAAGAAAAAGGACACAGUAACAUCGGCGAUCUAUUCUAUCGAUUUCCUUUUUCUUUUUUCUUUCUCUUUUCUUUUCUUUUUUUUUCUUUCAAAGACACCUUUACAUUUUUCGAUCUACAUAUUUCUCGUUCAGCUAUUUAUUGAAAAUAUUUGAAGAUGAUGCGAGGACGUAAUAUACGAUUACGCCUUUGUCGUUGCGAUCUUUUUAAAAGAGGAUAGAUAUACUCUUUUUUUUUUCUUUCUUUCUUUCUUUCUUUUUGAUUCUAACUUAUGUUUUUAAUAUUACGAGUAAAACUUAGGGAAGAAGAUAUAGGAUAUUCGUAGAUUAAGUAACGCGUUAAAUGAUGAUAGAUAAGAAGAAAGAUGGAGGAGCGACGGACGAGCGCGUUCCGUGCGUUCGCGAACCGUGCGGCUGUGUGACUUAAUAAAAUAUACAUUUUGGCGUCCAUCGGACGUCAUCGCCGGAGGAGUGCAAGCGCCCUCCUCGCGUUUAUUAGAAACAUUAUCUAGCUUUAAAUAUUAUACGUUUAAUCGAUAUUUAUUAAUUUUAGGUUCAAAUCCCUUUGAUAAUUCGUUCGAUCGCUUUAAGAAUCGUUUGAAGGAAAUAGCAAAAAAAAAAGGAUGAAAAAGAAAAAAAAAGGACAAAAAACGAAAAACACCGACUAAAAAAAAAGAGAAAAAAGAAAAAAAGAAAAGAAGAACGCAAGAAAAAAAAUCCUUAUCAGCCAUUCCGUCCAUGAAAGGCCUUACGAGCAAACGCGCACGCGCACGUUUUGCAUAGGACGACGAUUUUUGUCGACGCGAAAAACGAGGAAAACUCCUCGGGAAUCUUAUUCAAAAACAUUGUUAUUCUCUUUAGAAAUUUUCUCUUGGAUUGUACGUGGUAUAACGUGAUCGAAAAAAUCAAUCAGACAACAACAACAAGAAGAACAACAUUAUUCUGUAUCAAUGCGUUCGCAAAUUGAUGUGAAAUUUUGAUGAAGGAUUUUUUAAGACAAAGAAAAUAAGAAGAAGAAGAAUAAAAUGAAAAAGAAAGGAAAAACAAUUCUCUCUCUCUCUCUCUCUCUCUCUUUCUCUCUUCAACGAAUUUAAUCAGUCCUCGUUUUUCGCGCUCGUUUUAGCGUCGACCUUAGCGUUAAUUAAGCUAUUAUUCACGAUCAUCGCCAAGUCACGUUUAGAUAUUUAACGAGAUUAGAUGAGAAGAAAAGGGAAAAAAAGAAAAAGCAAGAAAAAAAAUCCGCACCCAUCUGAGCGCGCACAAACAUACUUCGAAAGAUUUUAGAUAUUAAGAUGUUCAAUCAUUUGAUCGGUUCUUUCUCGAACGAUCAACGUCUUCCAGAAACGAAGAUAUUACUUUGCCCAUGGCAGCUCAUAAUCUAUUAUAUCGAUAGAUUACAUAAGUUCACCCACAUAUAUAUAUAUAUAUAUAUAUAUAUAUAUAUAUAUAUAUGUAUGUAUUUACCGAUCUUUCAUCCUUCUUAAUCAACAACCGUUACUUCACGUUCCUUCGGAAAUCUAUCCAAAGUACUAUUUAAGUUAUUUUAAGAUAGCGCUCUUCCGACCAUGUUUUAAUGGAAAUUCUCUUGGUUAAGAGAAGUUAUAUUUCCGGUAGCUUCUUUCCUUACCCCUUUUACAAGUUAGAAACUGAAUGAAUAUCGUUGAGAAGUAUUUACUUACUUACUUACUUACUUACUUAAUUUGUUCGUUCGUUCAUUCACUUUUCCAAGUAAUUUUCCUCGGUAACGAGCUUCUAAAGAAAAUUGUAUUUUAAUCACUUCGCCAUAACUCGUCUUUCGACUAAAGUUAUACGUGUGCAUACAUAUAAAUGAUAUAAUUGUCGAUUUAGAGACAUUGUUCUUCGAUAAUCUUUUUUUCAAAUAUUUUCUUGAAAUUGUUAUAAAUAUAUAUAUUUAUAUAUAUAUAUUUUUUAACGUUAAUUACAUCGUCUAAAAUCUAUUAGCGUCUCUUAUUUACUAAUAAACAGAAUAUUAAAAAUAAUCGAGUUAUGCGACCAAACGAUAUGGUCAUCCUUUCGAUUAUAUUUUAUUUAUCAUAUCUUAUAAAUUAAUCUUAUUAUCUAAAUAUAUCGAAACAUUUGAAUAAUCGUUUUUAAAACAUAGUUAAAUACUUACAUAAAUGGAGAUUGUGUUAUAUGGAAGAGCAAUAAUUAAAAAAUUGUAUAGUAGAUCGUAAGAAUAUUAGAAAGUAGAAUUAGGAUAUCAUCGUUAUCGUUUAGAUCGAAUUUUUAUCUCUCUUAAUGCAUUUCUAAUUGGUUAAUUACUUUUUCUCUCUCUUUACUCUUAGCGUAACAAACGAGCAAUAUAUGUUAUAACACAUAUCAUCUGCAUUUGAAAGAAAGAAAAAAAGAAUAGUAACGAUUGUUAAAUUACUUUUAACUUAAGAACGUUCUACACUCUUAAGGAUCGUAUCGUAAGAAUAUAAGAUAAUGAAAAUUUCGUCGAACAUUAAAAUUAUAUAAAAAAAAUUAUAUAAGA
Vespula vulgaris is the source of this 4692-nucleotide messenger RNA. Its product is annotated as protein grindelwald. NCBI's taxonomy places the organism in Eukaryota, Metazoa, Arthropoda, Insecta, Hymenoptera, Vespidae. The transcript is spliced from 5 exons. Bases 1402 to 2112 code for a protein of 236 amino acids. The record is from RefSeq and is a predicted model, not a curated record.